GUGCACAGCAGGAGGGGCGGCUGGGCAGCGUAGAGCCUGGAAUCCCCUGAGCAAGCAGUGUUUCAGCUGGCUGGACAGAUCAAAUAACACUUGGGCUGGUUAACAAAGGACACGCAAGUGGGAAGGUGUGGAGGCUGGAGUGUGGAAAUUUACCCAACGUUAUUUCUUUGACAGGAAAGGAAACAUGGUCUGAAAGAUGCCGCGUUCCUGCAGCCUGUCCGAGUCCAACAGCACAGUCUUGUGCAAGGUGGCGUGGAGGAAGGGGUGACCAAGGACGCAGCCCCGUCGGAGGCCUCUGGAGGAUCCUGGCGUGGCAGUUGAGUGCCCCUCGGCUUUGGGACUUCCGGGGUAACUUGGUGUAGAGCUCGAGAAAGGUGGUUGGGUUUCUCCGGCUUUCUUCGCCAGUGCCCACCAGCCUGAUUUGGGUCGCAGCAUCUAAGGGGAGCUGCUAGAAAGGGGAGCCGGCAGAAGUAGAAAGAAGCCCCUGGAGGCCUCCAGAAUCCAUUGCUGGGAUCCCUUCAUCCUGCUUGGGAUGCAGAGAAGAGCUACCAGGCUGCUGGAUGCUGUGAUAAAACUGAGCUUUGGGCCAUCAGAAGUCCAGGAGCUCAGCCCAGCCACAGCUCUGCAUUUCAGCCAGAAGGAACGUCUUUUUUAACACAAGAUUCAAAGAGGAGAGUUUCUGGAUCUUUUACCUUGAGGCUCAUUACGGUAGGAAACAUCACAGUCACAUAGAUCACGAGACUGGUUUUUCUCUCCAAGAUGCUACAUUUGAAGAAAGCAUGAGCCAUUCUAAAUUUCGAGGAGAGUUCAGAGUACCAAGGAGUUGGUGGACAGCCCUCCUGACGCGGGUCAAGAAAACAGUCUGAGCCUUCGCCUUCCGCAGCUCAGCAAGCAUGGACAGAUGCCACUCCUAUCUCCAGAGGGCUGGUGGCAGUGACAUCACCACGAGAAAAAGCAACCCUCAGCUCUGGGAUUCGACAGAAUGAGGUGUGCCGGGAAGGCUGCUCCCCGGGGCUUGGCCGACGUUGACCGCCCCUCCAUCGCCCGGGCGGACCCUGACCACUGAGCUGACAAUGGCUGAGAAGGGGGACUGCAUUGCCAGUGUCUAUGGGUAUGACCUUGGUGGGCGCUUUGUUGACUUCCAGCCCCUGGGUUUUGGCGUCAACGGGCUGGUGCUGUCGGCCGUGGACAGCAGGGCCUGCCGGAAGGUGGCGGUCAAGAAGAUCGUCCUGAGCGACGCCCGCAGCAUGAAGCACGCCCUCCGGGAGAUCAAGAUCAUCCGUCGCCUGGACCACGACAACAUCGUGAAGGUGUACGAGGUGCUGGGGCCCAAGGGCACCGACCUGCAGGGCGAGCUGUUCAAGUUCAGCGUGGCUUACAUCGUCCAGGAGCACAUGGAGACGGACCUGGCGCACCUGCUGGAGCAGGGCACGCUGACGGAGGAGCACGCGAAGCUGUUCAUGUACCAGCUGCUCCGAGGGCUCAAGUACAUCCACUCGGCCAACGUGCUGCACAGGGACCUGAAGCCCGCCAACAUCUUCAUCAGCACAGAGGACCUCGUGCUCAAGAUCGGGGACUUCGGGUUGGCAAGGAUCGUUGACCAGCAUUAUUCACACAAGGGUUACCUGUCGGAAGGGUUGGUGACUAAGUGGUACCGCUCGCCGCGCCUGCUCCUCUCCCCUAACAACUACACCAAAGCCAUUGACAUGUGGGCCGCCGGCUGCAUCCUGGCUGAGAUGCUCACGGGGAGAAUGCUCUUUGCUGGGGCUCACGAGCUGGAGCAGAUGCAGCUCAUCCUAGAGACCAUCCCCGUGGUCCGGGAGGAGGACAAAGACGAGCUGCUCAGGGUGAUGCCCUCGUUCAUCAGCAGCAGCUGGGAGGUGAAGAGGCCGCUGCGCAAACUGCUCCCCGAAGUGAACAGCGAAGCCAUUGACUUUCUGGAGAAGAUCCUGACCUUUAACCCCAUGGAUCGUCUAACAGCAGAGAUGGGGCUGCAGCACCCCUACAUGAGCCCGUACUCGUGCCCGGAGGACGAGCCCACCUCGCAGCACCCCUUCCGCAUUGAAGAUGAGAUCGAUGACAUCCUGCUGAUGGCUGCCAACCAGAGCCAGCUCUCCAACUGGGAUAGGUACCCUGUGAGCCUGUCCUCGGACCUGGAGUGGAGGCCGGACCGAUGCCAGGACGUAAGCGAGGUGCAGCGCGACCCGCGCGCGGGCUCGGCGCCGCUGGCCGAGGACGUGCAGGUGGACCCGCGCAAGGACUCGCAGAGCAGCUCGGAGCGCUUCCUGGAGCGCUCGCACUCGUCCAUGGAGCGCGCCUUCGAGGCCGACUACGGGCGCUCCUGCGACUACAAGGUGGGCUCGCCUUCCUACCUGGACAAGCUGCUGUGGCGCGACAGCAAGCCGCACCACUACUCCGAGCCCAAGCUCAUCCUGGACCUGUCACACUGGAAGCAGGCGGCCGGGGCGCCCCCAAGCACCACGGUGGCCGCGGACGCUGGGCCACGGGAGGACGAGCCGGCCAACCUCUUCCUGGAGAUCGCACAGUGGGUCAAGAGCACGCAAGGUGGCCCGGAGCGCGCCAGCCCGCCCCCCGACAGCCCUGAGCGCCGCCUGUCUGCCUCUCCGCCCGGCUGCCCGGCCCCCAUCGACGGGGGCGCCAGCCCCCAGUUCGACCUGGACGUGUUCAUCUCCCGCGCCCUGAAGCUCUGCAGCAAGCCCGAGGACCUGCCGGACAAUAAACUGGGUGACCUCAACGGCGCGUGCCUCCCCGAGCACCCCGGCGAUCUCGUGCAGACCGAGGCCUUCUCCAAAGAAAGGUGGUGA
Messenger RNA from Enhydra lutris kenyoni (northern sea otter), 2825 nucleotides. RefSeq names its product mitogen-activated protein kinase 4. Gene Ontology annotation, molecular function: MAP kinase activity; ATP binding. Gene Ontology annotation, cellular component: cytoplasm; nucleus. The transcript has 5 exons. Lineage: Eukaryota; Metazoa; Chordata; Mammalia; Carnivora; Mustelidae. Bases 1074 to 2825 code for a protein of 583 amino acids. The record is from RefSeq and is a predicted model, not a curated record. Gene Ontology annotation, biological process: cell surface receptor signaling pathway; protein phosphorylation; intracellular signal transduction.